AUGUAUUGGACGGGAGAUGCCGUUCUAGUGGCAUUAAUAAUACUCGGAAACUCGAUGACCAUCCUCGCAGGGAGGCUGAACCGUAUACUGUUCAAAAUCACCUCCAAUCACCUCAUAUUCAGCCUCGCCAUUUCAGAUCUGUGCGUAGGUUUUGCGGUGUCCUACGAUCUCGUCUUUUUCUUCUACCCAUCUCUCGACCACUACAAAUUCUCGUGUUUACUCAGGUUUGUGUUUAUUUCUGGUGCUUGUACCGCGAGUUUCUUCAACAUCACAGCAAUAGCCAUCGAUCGCUACGUAUCGAUCGUCCAUCCGCUCGAGUAUCCCACGUACAUUACCAAAAAAUUGAUAAAUGUGGUGGUAAUUGUCAACUGGUGCGCAGCUAUUUUCAUUUCCACGAUUCCUCUUUACUGGAACACGUAUCAGUCGACAAAAAAAUGCAAGCUUCUCAAUUUCAUCCCCAGGUACUAUUUGAACGUUAUUUUAAUACCAAUGUUUUUGAUAGUCUGGAUAAGUAUGUUUGUAUUUUAUUGGAAAAUUUGGAGAGAAGUGAGAGCGCACUUUCAAAGACUGAAUGAGCUUGGAUUCAACGGACAUUGCAACUACAACAAGAGCAAUCAGGUCGUGCUUUCCAUCUUGGGCUGUUUCACGAUUUGCUGGCUACCCUACGUCAUCAUUUCCUGUAUACGAUUUUCGAAACUACCGUACGAGCCUGAUCGAAUCACUCUACACGUGGCGUACUGCAUAGCAAUGUUAAACAGCGGUAUAAACCCAUUGAUCUACGCCUGGAACAACCUGACGUUUCGUAAAGCCCUUUGUCACUUGAUGAGUUUGAACUCCCCAUGGCCCAGUGAAUAUUUUUUAAAUUUUCAAGGUCUGAGGCAUCUAGUCUACGAGGAUAUUAUCAAGUCAAAUAUCGCCUUGGCAGAUCAGUAG
This is a messenger RNA of Copidosoma floridanum, 933 nucleotides long. Its product is annotated as histamine H2 receptor-like. The record is from RefSeq and is a predicted model, not a curated record. Gene Ontology annotation, cellular component: plasma membrane; dendrite. Gene Ontology annotation, molecular function: G protein-coupled serotonin receptor activity; neurotransmitter receptor activity. NCBI's taxonomy places the organism in Eukaryota, Metazoa, Arthropoda, Insecta, Hymenoptera, Encyrtidae. Gene Ontology annotation, biological process: G protein-coupled receptor signaling pathway, coupled to cyclic nucleotide second messenger; chemical synaptic transmission.